UAUAUAAUGCAGGAGAAUAAUUCCUGGUUAUGGUGGGUGUGGUGGAGUGUGUGUGUGAGAGUGACAGUAGCCAUCAUGUCUGUGAACACGUCUCAUGCGGGCAAGGGUGUCCUUAUAUAUGCUGGAGAAUGUAUAAUCUUGUACUGUGAUCAUGUGACGAUGGAGUUUGGAGGAGCAUUGCCUCCUGAGAUGAAGGGAAGCAAGACAGGCCGCUUAUACUUAACAUCGCAUCGUUUCAUCUUCAACAACAAGGAUUCAAAGGACCGUCUUCAGUCGUUUGCUGCACCUUUCUUCUCGCUGAAGGGGGUUGAGCUUGAGCAGCCUGUCUUUGGUGCCAACUAUAUUAAAGGGACAGUGACUUCACAGCCUAAUGGUGGCUGGAAUGGAGAAGCCAAGUUCAAGUUGACAUUCAAACACGGCGGAGCAAUAGAGUUUGGACAGGCCAUGCUAAAAGUGGCAUCAAUGGCCAAUCGCAACAUGGACACGAGUUACCGUGAUGCACCACCGCCUUAUACACCACCAGCAUCCACCUGGACCCAGGCUCCACCCCCUGCCUAUGCUCCUCCUGCUGGUGGCUACUACGGAUGGGUGCCACCUGUCAACACCUUCCCUGAUCGCCCACCAGCUGAUGGUGUAUUCAUGUAUGAGGCUCCUCCUCCAUACCCUGGGAUAGGAGGACUGCAUGGGUACCCCACUGCCACAGGAGCCACUGGCCUCUCUGCUGCAGAUGCUAAGGCUCAAGAGGCAGCUCAGAGUGCAUACUAUGAUCCCAACAACCCUCAGUAUGCCUAUGUUCCCCCACCAGCAUAUUCUGAGUCGCCACCUUCGUAUGAUGCUGCUACCAAGAAAUCCCAAUGAAGAGGGAACUUUUCUCGAUUUAUCCAGAGGUCUUAUCAGCAUUGCUCCUGAGAAUAUGAUCCUACAAUUUAUAUAAUACCACUUAGUUGCAAUUGAUUUCCAUAAUAUAUUUUGGAAGUUGUAUAUUUUUUUUUGCAUAUGAUUACUUAUUUGUGCUAUGCUUGCCAUAUAUUUUAAAGUGUCCAGUGGUUGUAGCACAUGAGUCUUCCUCCUGGAUCCCAUUCCAUUAUGCUACCACUCUGAAAAAAAAAACUUCUUGUAUCCUUUUGACAUGUUUUCUGGUUAUAAUAUUGUUUUUGUUCAUUAUGCCAAGAAAUUUACUUUAUUUUCUCAUAUCUUUUUAUAAUGUGACAUAAUGUCUACACUUUUAUUUACUGUUAACUAAUGAGGGCAUUUUUUAAUGUUUUUAAUUUUUCUUUAUAACUAACAUUUCAUAGCUCUGGGAACCAUUUUGAUGCAUACAUCUUCAAUCUUAUUUUACAUUUUUUCUUAAGGUGUAGACACCUCCAACACACUACAUACCAGUUUAGGUCGAAUGUAUGCUAUAGGCAUUUUUGUAGCAUAUCAUCAUCCGUAUAUCUAAAGGCUAUUUUGAAGUUUGCCAAUCUAGUAUGCAAGUUUCUCAUGACUAUUUGUGAUCUUCCAGUGACAAUAUUUUGUCUGUAAUUAUCACUAUAAACUCUCCUCCCCUUUGUCAAAUGCUGUUAAUGUGUGAUCACUUUCUACUACAUUUUUUUUUUUUGUCAACAAACCAGCCAUAUCCCACUGAGGCAGGGUGACCUAAAAAGAAAAACAAAAGUUUCUUUUAAAAUUGAGUAAUUUAUAUAGGAGAAGGGGGUCACUAGCUCCUUGCUUCCAGCAUUUUUAGUAGCCUCUUAAGACACGCAUGGCUUACAGAGGAAGAAUUUUGUUCCACUUUCCCAUGGAAGAUAUUCUUCAUUUGGUUAUGUAUUUUUUUAUUUCCAUUACAUGCCACUUUUUUUUCCUAAUCUUCUGCCACCCAUUUACUUUGUUUAUCUGCAUCAUCUUGUAGGAAGUAUCAUUUCUAUUAGAGUUCUUCCUUAUUUUUGCUAGGUCACAAACUGCAUUGGUUCAUAUUAUGUAUGGUUUGUUUGUUAGCACCAGCUUCACUAAAUGGUGUUUGAAACUCAGUAUUUAGCAGAAUCAGUGUUAAACCAUAUACUGUAUACAUGUCAGUCCUUUUAUUCUUAAAUUGAAGUUUACUUAUUUUACAUAGGUUUUUCUGUAUCAAUACAAUCAGAUUCAUUCAGUAUACUUUAUUCCUUUUGGCAAGUUAGUUAUAUAAAUUAAAAAUAUUGUAUAUAUUUAUGUAAGUAUGUACUGAUCUUUGUGGAACUCCAUUAGUUAAAAUUUACCACACUGACAUUUUCCCUUAUAUUACUGUUCACAUUCUUUCAUAUGGCAAAUCAUUCAUUUAUUAUAAUAGUUUCUUUUAUUUCUAGAUUAUUCUUACAUUGACAACACACUUAUCAAAGGUUUUUUGAAAUCUUAAUAAAUGCAAUCAGGCCAUCUGCUUUCUUGAAUAAUUCAUGACCCAGUCUUGGCAUAAUAUAAUAUCAGUGCUUCUGGAUAUAUUUGCACUCACUAAUAACCUUUGCAUUUUAAAUCUGCACAGUUGCAACAAAUGUACCUUAAGUACCUUUUGAGGUUACCCACUAUCAAACACUUUUACUUACAGUAUUUUAACGUGUGGUAAGAUUACAAAGCAACUCACGGGAAAGAAUUAUAUGUAAUGCUAAUUUUCAGUUGUUAAGUGCAAAUUGGUGGAACAUUAAAAGAUCAGGGUUUUUAACUUUCGUAAUGAUUAUACCACGUUCAUUAUAAAGUUAAUACAUUUAUCAAAGUUGUCACUGGCUGCUAUAUGUCAAUAGUUAUACCAUAAAGCAAGUUGGAAAAACACUUCAUAAUGAGUUUAUCACCUUUUCUCUAGUGCAUUUUACACUGAUAAAAUAGAAGCAUUGCUAAAUAGUUGCCAUUGUUAUUCAUUUAUUUUUAUAAGUUUUUAUAAGUUUAUUUUUGUAAGUUAAGAGGUUGAGGCUCAUGGUAAAUUGGUGAGUUAGUUUCCUCAUGAUUCAUAACCAUAAACUACAAUAAUGUAGAAACAUACAUGUCAUUUUGUGGAAAUUUGUGAAAGGCUGGGUUGACUGAGAUGAACUUUUUCAAAAAUUUAGUAAUUUAUGAAAAGGUUGCUUCCUGUAUUGUUAAACUUCUGUAGUAAAUGAAAACUUAAUGAACAAGCUAUGUAUUUAUUAAAUUAUGUAAAGAGAUACACCACGGUUGUUUUUUCACCAGUGUUAAAGUUAAUGCUGGAAUCAUCGUUUCACAUUAAUGCACCAUAAAUUAACAUGGGGGUUAUAUAUGUAUGUAAAUUUACUACUUUUUUAUAAUGAAAUUUCCAGAUAGAGAGGAAGCAUUAACCAGCUCUUAACAGUUUCCUUCACAUUCCUAGGAUAAGUAUUGACAUGAUACAUGUUUUGUUGCAUACAUUUAUUUUGAAAAUAGUAAAGAAAUUUAUUACAUCAAUUUAUUAUUUUCUUGUAAGAGUGAUGUAUACACUUUCCUCUUGUUAAAAGGUCUUGCACAUUUAAAAGUGUAACUACGACAACUGGAACUACUUAUGAUUUAUUAUUCUUUAAAUGUCUGUUUCAAAUGAAAGUAGUUGAUAAUUUUAAAUUUAUCCCAUAUCACACUUUUCUGUUCUUAAAUCUUUUGUGGAAAGAAGCUCUGCAGCACCUAAUUUGAGAAACAUUGUUGAGCUCUAGCAUGAUAUGGCUUGUAUGUUAGAGUUCAGGCAUCCUUGUGUUACAAAAGGAAUGUGUACUGUAAUUUUUUGAGGUAGUCCUCGGUUCUGGUUGUAUUUUAUUCCUCUAGAUAGUGUAUUUAUUUUCAUAGCUUCAGAUGUGUACACUGUUAGAUCCUACAGCUGAGUCUAGGUUCUGAUAUGUCCUUGUGAUAGAAUUUCAGCAGUGUGCAGUGAGGUACCAAUGUAACUUCAGAAAAAAGUUUUGCAUACUGUAGAUCUUCACUGAGUUCAUAUUUGUUAACUCAGGCUGUAUUAAAAUAGUAUGUAAUAUUUAUGGAAAUUUUGAAAGUUAGCCUUCAUAGUGUGUAUAAAAACAAGCAAUGAAAUAUUUUCACUUGUGGGUUAUAUAGACAUUAAUGUUUAAAAGUGGGGAGUGGGAAACUAAGUUGUAGAUCUAGUCAGUCUUGGUGCUUGAGGGUGAUAGAGACCCAACAGUAACUGGGUUGACAUGAGAGAUGCAUGUCCAGUUAAUUUUGCUUUUACAAUUUGAAACUUAAUAAUUGGUUGUAACUGUAAAGGAAACUAGCUUUAUAUUUAGACUAUUUUUUGUUUAACAUCUUUUUAUAUUUUGGGGCUCCUUUGCCUUGAUAGCAUAGCACAGUAGUAUGAAAUCAUACGAAUGGAUUGUAGACUCAAGUUUGUUGUGAUUGUAUUGAACAUUAUUUUUGUUGCAGAAUUCUCUCUACUUGAGUAGAUAUUGAAAGAUAUUCAGUUUAUUAUAAAAAAAAAUUAUAUAUUUUGUGAUUAUUAUAUAUACAUUAUAUAUAUAUAAAUAUAAAUAUAUCCAGUAAAUGUCA
Cherax quadricarinatus is the source of this 4479-nucleotide messenger RNA. RefSeq names its product WW domain binding protein 2 (gene Wbp2). Lineage: Eukaryota; Metazoa; Arthropoda; Malacostraca; Decapoda; Parastacidae. Gene Ontology annotation, cellular component: nucleus. Gene Ontology annotation, molecular function: chromatin DNA binding; transcription coactivator activity. Gene Ontology annotation, biological process: positive regulation of DNA-templated transcription. The record is from RefSeq and is a predicted model, not a curated record.